UUGGCUUUUUCAAUCCGUCCCCUAUAACCGUUACACAUAUUUUGAAAUUUUCCAAAAUGUCGUUCGAUCAAAAGGAGAUCUUCAGUUUGAUGUACAAACUUGCACGGUUGAUAGUGCCAGAUACGCGAGUUGAAUAUGAUUCGAUGGGUCCGAUGCACAUUCCCCUCGACCGAAUGUACGGUCCCCAGACAAUGCGAUCCCUGAUGAAAUUUCCAAUUGGGGGAGUGGAGGAACGCAUGCCUCGACCCCUUAUUAAAGCCAUGGGAAUUGUGAAGAAAGCCGCUGCGGAGACGAAUAAAAUCAACGGACUGGAUGAGUAUUUGUGCGAUGCCAUUUCCAAGGCCUGCGAUGACAUCAUAUCCGGAAAACUCUACGACGAAGAGCAUUUUCCGUUGGUCAUCUGGCAGGAUGGAUGCGGGGAGCACACCAACAUGAAUGUAAACGAGGUGAUCAGCAAUCGGGCCAUCGAGAUCCUGGGGGGUCAGAUGGGCACCAAGGAUCCGGUGGACCCAAAUGAGCAUGUGAACCUGUCGCAGAGCUCCCAUGACACCUUCUCCACAGCGGUUAGAAUCGCCGUGGCCAUGCAGCUGCAGGAGAAGAUGUAUCCUAGCCUGAGGACAUUCAUUGACCUGCUGGGCAAGAAGUCGAGCGAUUGGAUGGAUGUGGUCAAAAUCGGCAGAACCAAUCUGAUGGACGCAGUGCCUCUGUCGCUGGGUCAGGAAUUCAGUGGUUAUCAUCACCAGCUGGUGAACGGAAGGACUCGAUUGGACUCGGCCCUCAGCCGGUUGUACCAGCUGCCCAUGGGUGGCUCCAUUGUGGGAACGAAAGUGAACACCACGAAGGGUUUUUCCGAGCAGUGCAUCAAGCGGAUCGCCGAGCUAACAUUCCUUCCCUUUUCGGAGUCCCCAAACUUUUUCGAGUCCAUGUCCGCCUGCGAUUCGCUGGUCGAGUUGCAUGGAGAGCUCAACACCAUAGCGGCGAGUGUGAUGAAGAUAGCCAACGACAUCCGAUUCCUGGGAUCGGGUCCGCGUUCUGGUUUCGGGGAAUUGAGUCUGCCGGAGCACGAACCAGGUGAUUUGAGCAUGCCCGGCAAAGUGAAUCCCACACAGUGCGAGGCGAUGACCAUGAUCUGUGCCCAGGUGAUGGGGAAUCAUGUGGCUGUUUCGGUGGGCGGUUCCAGUGGCCACUUUCAACUCAACACCUUCCUGCCGAUGAUCGCCUCGAAUGUCCUGCGCUCGAUAACCCUGCUAGGCGAUGGCAUGAAGUCCUUUUGCACCAAUUGCCUGGAGGGCAUCGAACCGAAUAAGAGCAAGAUUGAGAGCAUCAUGAAGGACUCACUGAUGCUGGUCACCGCCUUGAGUCCCCAUAUCGGAUACGAGCGGUCUGCUGCGAUCGCCAAGGCAGCGCACCUGAACAAAACCACAUUGAUGGAGGAGGCCAUUAAUGCGGGCAUCGCAGUGGAGGACUUUCAGCAGUGGGUGCAGCCCAGCAAGAUGUUGGGACCACAUAACUAAACAAGAUACACAAAAUUAGCUAACUCAUUUUUGGGACACUAUCCAGAAUUGUGCAUAUGGUCAUGUCGGUUAAUUUAUUUUUAAAUUCAACAUUGGUUUC
Drosophila rhopaloa is the source of this 1614-nucleotide messenger RNA. RefSeq names its product probable fumarate hydratase, mitochondrial. Gene Ontology annotation, biological process: malate metabolic process; fumarate metabolic process; tricarboxylic acid cycle. Gene Ontology annotation, cellular component: mitochondrion; tricarboxylic acid cycle heteromeric enzyme complex. Bases 57 to 1514 code for a protein of 485 amino acids. The transcript is spliced from 2 exons. Gene Ontology annotation, molecular function: fumarate hydratase activity. Lineage: Eukaryota; Metazoa; Arthropoda; Insecta; Diptera; Drosophilidae. The record is from RefSeq and is a predicted model, not a curated record.